Amoebophrya sp. A25 is the source of this 2935-nucleotide messenger RNA. The record is from the annotation of a GenBank genome assembly. NCBI's taxonomy places the organism in Eukaryota, Dinophyceae, Syndiniales, Amoebophryaceae.
AUGGGCGGGGCAGUACGUCCUUGUAGCACUUCAUUCGACUAUGUGGUCGCGGCUCCUCAGUGACAACUCUCACCUUAGUCGUCGCCCCUCCGCGGCUUUGUGCUUGAAACCAAAAUGAAGAAUAUAAUCUGGCCCUUCUUAUCACUUCGCUUCAAUUUCCUCGUAGGUCACGCACGCAUAUGAUUCGUGCGUGCAGCAUUGCAUAUUACUUCUUCUAAUUCGCAUCCGGGGCGCCAUCAGCGUCGUCUGGUAGCAUAGAAGAUUUUGAGCCUCCACUUGUGAUAUGCGAUCCUGGUCACCGCAUAUCGCGACGACUCGGCAUAGCAAGCACGACUAAGGCAGACCAUCAGGAGUAUCAUCCGAGCAGGGAUUCCCGUCCCGUCUUUCUGAUCGAUCCUGAUGGCCGUUUGGUGUCCACAGUACUUCCACGUGACGGUGCGCCGGAUUUUCCGCAUUUACUGCGAAUGCUGGAUGCUUUGGUGGUAUUGAUGUUCAUGAGAACAGCAUCCUUCCCGUUUUCACCUACUCUUUAUUCUUUCAAAAUCUUGCUAGUCCAACGUUCUGCAUCGCUCGAUCUUCGCUUUCUCCAAAGCUGCGAUCCUCAUCUUGCUUCUUGGUUCUUGAACAGGUUUUACGCGGCCACGAUCCCGUGUUGGGUCCGAUGUCGACUUCUGCCUAUUCCGUUUCGUUUUCAUACAACUCAAAGAAGACUCCAGGAGCUCCGGCUGGAUCGACGGAUGAAGGAACUAAGCAAGCGGGAAUAUUGCUGCCGACAGUUGAAGAAAAUAAUAUUCAUAACGCAGAUGAUUUAUGGUCAGCUUUUAUCCAUCUUUCUCGGCAUCGUGGUAGCUGGUACCCUUUUGCCCUGGGUGUACUCUCAUGAAACACAAGGCAAAAGGGACCAAGAUGAGGGGACCGAUACGCAUUCUAGCACGCGCUAAAUACUGCCCCUGUCCCAGCUGUUGGCAGGCUAGUGGAGCGCUGUCGAUCGAGGAUAGCGAACACCCACACCGAGUCCAGCACAACUGCCAUUCAGAACAAUAAAGGCGACGAGGGCGAUAUCAAUAUUCUUAAAAGCCGAGGAAUUGGAAUCAUGUUGCAACGGGAGGAGGCUCUUGUGGCUCCGACUGGAGGCGGGAAGAGCGAUGAAGAGGUCUCGGCUAAACUUCCGAUAAGUGCGUCGGAAGAUGAACUUGAAAGAACCAUUGAAAUUCCAAGUUCUACUUGUUCUGCGUGUGCUUCCAACUUGUUCUGCAAGAGCAAUGUUAGUUUUACUGGAAAAACAGGUGGGGGGCGAGAAAGUAGUGGGAUCGCCAGCACGCGCGAGGAUCACAUGAAACUAUGGAGCGACGAGACUGGGACAAGCCAUCCUGCUCCUGUCCUGCUUCUCCCUGAUGAUCGCCGGCAUUGUCCUUCCUCGGCAAAACGGCGCGUCGAUAGUGGACCUGUCCGCGAAGAUGAUACAACGGAAGUUCUCGCAUGCUUUGGCAACGCCGAGGCCAAUCCGGUUGACGCGCUGUAUACAGUGCGGAGCGAAGGACAAGUGGUAAAAGUCUCCUUGUUUGUCUCCCUUUAUUUUUUAUGCUGGGUAGCAGCUUAAUAGAUUGAAAAUAAACAGAGAAAAAUGCACCCUGUUGUAAACGGUCUCCAUUCAUUUUCAUCCCCCUUUGGAAUAAUUUGAUUGCAUCCUAUUAAUUUUUUUACCUUCGUUCAGUCUGAAUCUCGAAAACAGGUCAACGCCGGAAAUUAUCCAAAAUGGCAGGGCUUUGUCCGUGCUAAUUCACCUUGUUCGACCUACGAAACAAACAUCGAUACGAUAAAAUCAUCAGAGGAUUAUAGAGACUUCUGUGAGUUCGAGUUGAACCCUGUUCCUGCUGCUUCUUUCGCAACAUCUUCAGAAGGCGUAAAGCGAGAACUCAGUGAAAUAAGUACUAGUACCCAAGAGCGUUCGGAGGCACAGAUCUUUGCUGCAGAAAGGGAGAAAGAGUGGCAAGAAUUGAUGGAUUAUGUUUUGAAUGGAACGUAACUCUGACCGCUAUUAGGAUGGUUUGAAUUUGAUGAAACUAGAUGGACACGACUGAAAUUAAUAAGAAGAACCUUACCUAGACGUAGACAGGGCGAAUAGCCUGUAGUUUUGAAGUAAAAAUAAAUGACAAUUAUUGAGCAACAUGGUGCCUACCUUGAUCAUUGUAAUCUUCGAUAAAUGUUGCACUAGUGUAAGUAUUUACCGACUCGCAUCCAUGAUGCGAUGCGUGCAUGUAUGUGAAUGGCUCUGAUAUUUGGUAGCCUGAUUUUAUUGAUUAAGAGGAAAACAAGACGAGGAUCCUUGCGAUCAAAUUCAGGUUACCAAAUACCAGGGCCAUGCAGUAACUGCAUCAAAAAGAUUUGGGCACAAGUGCAGUGAACUGAAGUUGACCAUGAUGAAGAUGCAAAGUGGUGCACCCCUCUUCAUAUUUAAAAUCGUUUUAGACACGUGAAAACUCAUAUUUAAUAUCGUUUUACAAAAAAACACUCCCUAGACUACCUCUAGAUACCCACAAAAAAAUCUGCGUGCUCGUUUUGGAUAAUAAGAACCUUUCUUUUUAGACAGUAUGCUGGCCUCUAGGUCUAGUCCUCUCAUCAUUAGUAUCGCUUUAUACCUUGUCUAAAGAUAUGACCGCAGAACUCUGUCUGUGCCUAACUUGUCUAGAAGCACUUUCUUUUCAGAUCGUCAGAAAAGUUGGCACCAGGGACAUAUGCAUGGAUAUGUACGCAUCUACUCCCUUUGGAACAAGUGCAAGGUGUGCAAAUGUAAUAAGACAAUUGGAACUUGUUCAUGCUGUUGCCGCGUGACAUGAUGUCAUAGCUGCAGCCUUCUCUCAAGCUUGUUGUAGAGUUCAUCAGAUGCGAUUGCAGCCAUAUCGCCUGCGCUUCGCUUUUCUGAGAUGUAGUGGCG